Betta splendens (Siamese fighting fish) is the source of this 9693-nucleotide messenger RNA. RefSeq names its product microtubule associated monooxygenase, calponin and LIM domain containing 3a (gene mical3a). The record is from RefSeq and is a predicted model, not a curated record. Gene Ontology annotation, molecular function: FAD binding; protein binding. The coding region runs from base 331 to 8031 and encodes 2566 amino acids. The transcript has 49 exons. NCBI's taxonomy places the organism in Eukaryota, Metazoa, Chordata, Actinopteri, Anabantiformes, Osphronemidae.
GAUCCCUCUGUCAGUUUCAAGUUGCGCCUUCUCCUCCGCCGUGGGGCUCCCAGCUCUGGCGUGGACGAGCGGCGCGGGCGAAAUUACACGCUAAUACUGUGGAUUUAACGAGACGGGGUGGAUCCACGAGCAGCCAUGGGCCCACUGGCGUGAAAUACGCGUGGAUUCUAAACACACAGCGGGCGCCGAGGAUGGAGAUGCCUGAAUCUGGGAGUUAAAGCCCCCUUCGCCGGAGAGAGCAUCUUUAAGGACCUGGGCUGGACCCAGAGACCCCUGCCUGGGCGGAGGGGGGUGAAGGGGCCCUGACAGCCCAGCGUGCCAGUCUGGACCAUGGGGGAUGGUGGCGCCGGUGCAGCAGCAGGAGAUGGGACCAACCGGUCCCACAUCCUGUUUGACGGCUUCGUCCAGGCGACCACGUGUAAGGGCACUCUCAAGGCCUUUCAGGAGCUGUGCGACCACCUGGACGUCAAGCCCACCGAGAACAAGGUCUUCUACCACAAGCUCAAGUCCAAGCUCAACUACUGGAAGGCCAAGGCGCUCUGGGCCAAGUUGGAUAAGAGAGCGAGCCAUAAGGAGUACAAGAAGGGCCGCGCUUGUGCCAACUCAAAGUGUCUGAUUAUUGGCGCGGGGCCAUGCGGCUUGCGUACAGCCAUCGAGCUGGCUUUCCUGGGAGCCAAGGUUGUGUUGCUGGAGAAAAGAGAUGCCUUCUCCAGAAACAACGUGCUGCACCUCUGGCCCUUUACCAUCCAGGACCUCCGGGGCCUCGGAGCCAAGAAAUUUUAUGGGAAGUUCUGCGCUGGGGCUAUUGAUCAUAUCAGUAUUCGCCAGCUCCAGCUCAUGCUGCUCAAAAUGGCUCUCCUGCUGGGCAUCGAGAUCCAUGUCAACGUUGAGUUCAAGGGGCUUAUCGAGCCCCCUCAAGAUCAAGAGACUGAAAAAAUAGGCUGGAGGGCUGAGGUCCACCCCAGGACACACCCUGUCAGUGAGCUGGAGUUUGAUGUCAUCAUCGGAGCAGAUGGAAGGAGAAACACGCUACCAGGGUUCCGGCGCAAGGAGUUCCGGGGAAAGCUUGCCAUCGCCAUCACUGCGAACUUCAUCAACAGAAACACGACGGCGGAGGCGAAGGUCGAGGAGAUCAGUGGCGUGGCCUUCAUCUUCAACCAGAAGUUCUUUCAGGAGCUCAGAGAAGCCACAGGUAUUGACCUGGAAAACAUCGUCUACUACAAGGACGACACGCACUACUUCGUGAUGACUGCCAAAAAACAGAGCCUGCUGGAGAAAGGAGUCAUUCUGCAUGACUACGCCGACACAGAGCUGCUGCUGUCCAGGGCCAACGUCGACCAGGCCGCCCUGUUGUCUUACGCGCGCGAGGCUGCCGACUUCUCCACCAACCACCAGCUGCCCACGCUGGACUUCGCCAUCAACCACUACGGGCAGCCCGACGUGGCCAUGUUCGACUUCACCUGCAUGUACGCCUCGGAGAACGCCGCCAUGGUGCGCCAGCGCAGCGGCCACAAGCUGCUGGUGGCGCUCGUCGGAGACAGUCUGCUGGAGCCCUUCUGGCCCAUGGGCACUGGCAUCGCCCGAGGCUUCCUGGCAGCCAUGGACUCUGGCUGGAUGGUGAAGAGCUGGGCUCAGGGUAGAACCCCUCUAGAGGUGCUGGCUGAGAGGGAGAGUAUUUAUCGUCUGUUGCCCCAGACUACACCAGAAAACGUCAGCAAGAACUUCAGUCAGUACAGCGUGGAUCCUACCACACGCUACCCCAACAUCAGCCCUAACUUCCUCAAGCCCAGCCAGGUGCGCCACCUCUUCGACACCGGGGAGUCGAGGGAGAUGCGGAUCGAGAUGGAGAACGUGAUCAACUCGUCGACGCCGAAGCUGGCCAGGAACGCCAAUUACGUGCUUGACAAGCAGUUGCAAGAAUCCAUAGCUCGAUCCAGUAAGCUUCUCAACUGGUGCCAAAGACAGACGGAGGGAUACAGGAAUGUGAACGUCACCGACCUUACAAUGUCUUGGAAGAGCGGGCUGGCCCUGUGCGCCCUCAUCCACCGCUACAGACCGGAUCUCAUUGACUUCGACUCCUUAGACGAGCGAGAUCAGGAGAAGAACAACCAGUAUGGCUUCGACGUGGCCGAGAGGGAGUUUGGCAUCUCUCCCUGCAUGACUGGCAAGGAGAUGUCUUCUGUGGUGGAGCCAGACAAGCUCUCCAUGGUCAUGUACCUCAGCCAGUUCUACGAGAUGUUUAAGGACACAGUGCCACCUGGAGAUAACCACAACCUCAGCCCGGAAGACAAGGCAGCACUGAUAGCCAGCACCAAGUCCCCCAUCUCAUUCCUAAGCAAACUUGGUCAGAGCAUAGCGAUAUCCAGGAAGCGAAACCCCAAGGACAAAAAGGAGAAGGAUGUAGACGGUUUGGGGAAGAGAAGGAAAACCAGCCAGUCUGAAGAAGAGGAGUUAACCCGGACGGGUCGUGACGACCGGACGUGCGAGAGGAAGAUGGACUCGGCCGCGGCGGCGAACAACAACAAGGUCAAGGUCAUGGCGACCCAGCUGCUCGCCAAGUUCGAGGAGAACGCUCCGGCGCAGCACGGCGGACUUAAGCGGCAGGGGGAGUCUCUGCCCAAUCUGGACCGCCUCUUCCCCCCUUCCCCACCCCAAACCCCUGUGACUAGGCCAGCGCGCCUGGCACCCGUCCCAGCGUGGAGAAAGAGACGCACGCAGCAGCAGGAGCAGCUGAGCUUUCGCUACAAGGAAAUGAUCAAGUGUCAGACGCUGCGCAGCAGAGGGGAGCAGGCCAGAGGUGGCGCAGACCAAGUGUCCAGCUCGGCCUCUCGGAGCUGCCCAAAGAAAACCGUUCUGCUCCCUUCCUCCUCCUCCUCCACCUCCUCGCUCUCUCUCCACUCAGAGCGUUUACCUAAAACUCCAGAGGAAGAGCAGCUUGAAUACUACGAGAGGCCUGUGACAAGCGAGGAGCGGAGGCCGCUACACCUGGCGGAUCCAGGGCCCAUUCACAUUCCUGGAAUACAGGAGAGGGCUCACUGCCUCAUCUCCAAGUUCAGGGGCAGAGCUGAGAAACCACCAAAGCCUAAAGAAAAGCCGUCCCGUUUCUUUUUAGAGCAGUGGUACACGUCCCGAGGUCUGAGUCCAGGGUCACCGCUCUCCUCUCCCGAGUCCUCCAGAAAGGAGCCAACGGGGCCUCCGCACUCUGCCGACCAAACGCCCUUGUAUGUGCUUAGUAUUCAGCAGAGGGCCGAGCUACUGGCCUCUCAGUUUGAGGGCAAGCCAGCGCCACAGCCCAAGAAAAAACCUUCCCGUUUCUUUAUGGAACAAUGGCACCUGGCCCGAGCCCAGGCCUCCCCCGCCUCCCCACCCUCCUCCUCUGACGCCCUGAGACAGCGCUAUGUAAAGAUGUACACAGGUGGGGUUAGCUCAUUGGCUGAGCAGAUAGCCAAUCAGCUUCAGUCUCAGGAAGAGCCCAAGCCCGUACCUGACAGGAGGGAGUUGGGCUCGCUCAAGAAAGAGUUCCCCGUCAACAUCGGCGGCAGCGACGUCUGCUUCUUCUGCCAAAAGCGGGUGUACGUCAUGGAGCGGCUGAGCGCCGAGGGCAAGUUCUUCCACCGCAGCUGCUUCAAGUGCGACUACUGCGGCACCACGCUGCGGCUGUCUUCCUACGCCUUCGAUGUGGAGGACGGGAAAUUCUACUGCAAGCCCCACUACUGUUACCGAGUGUCUGGCUAUGCUCAGAGGAAGAGGCCUGCUCCCUCCCCCGUUCCAAGUUCAGCUAAGGAGAACCAGGUGCCCCAAGCUCCUGCGACAACCGUGGAUGCCCCCGGGAGGGCGGCGGCGGCGUUGUCCCCCUCGGCCGAGCUCCAGCCCUCAGUGGCCGAGGUCAACGGCCUGCAGGAGCCCAGCCUCGCCAAGCGGCUGCGGGGGACUCCGGAGCGCAUCGAGCUGGAGAACUACCGCCUGUCCCUGCAGCGGGAGGAGGAGCUGGAGGAGGUGCCGGAGGAGACGCUGGCGGAGCACAACCUCAGCAGCGUGCUGGACAAAGGCACCGAUGCAGACCUGGGCUCCAGUAGCUCCGAGUCAGACAUGGAGGAGGAAGACGAGCAGGAAGACCCAGAUCAGGAGGAGGCGGAGCAGCAGCAGCAGCAGCACCCUCACAGCCCCUCGGACCUCGGCGGCGUUCCUUGGAAGGAGGCGGUGGAGCUCCACGCCAAACUGAGGGGCGACCCCGCCGACGAGGGGGAGGGCGAAUCCCUGGCCGACGCCAUCAGCAGGGACGGGGAGAUGGAGGAGGAAGUAGACGAGGAGGAGGACGAGGAUGAAGAGGAGGAGUCUAGCGACGAGGGGGAUUACUGCCCCUGGGAUAGAGAGCUCCAGUCAGGCCUUUGGCUGGAGAAGUACCUCACAGACGAAGAGGAUGUUAGUACAUUUAAAGUCAGAAACCUCCAGAUCCAGCAGGUCCUGCGGCCUGUGGAUCCCCAGGCCAUUCCAGGUUUGGUGAGAACACACCUGGACUCUGAGGGGGAGAAGGACGGCCAGCCGUCGGCCGCCUCUCAGCUGUCCCAGCCUUCUGAGCUCACACAGCCCUCCUCUACAGCCCCUGCCCACACAUCCGCCCGACACGAGGCAGUGAGAGUCUGGUUGGAGUCCAUGUCUGGAGAGCCCUGUGAAGAUGACGACCUGGAAGCAGAAGCAGACAGUCCAGAUGUGGAGCCUGGCACGGAGAUGGAUCAGGAUGACAUCCCUUCAGAUGCCGAGGCUGAGGCUCGUUUACACGCAUCGCAGCAUCCUGCAUCUCUACCUGAGGAAGACAAGAAGUCAGAGAGUUUAGGAAUGGCUUCCAGUAUUGAGCCCUCCAGUAUCAGCCCAAUCCAAAAAGAAGCCAUUGUCCUAUCACCCCUCCUCCCGCUACAAGAGACGCAUAUGAAAUCCCCAGGCGCUCGCUUUUUUUCAGACCCAUUCAUACCAGAGGAAACAAAGCCCGAGAGGACAACUCCGUCCCUGUCGGCCCAGAGUCCGCUGUGCCCUUCACCUGCUGCUCAGAGUCCUCAUUCUGUCCCGUCUCCUACCGUUGUCUUUUCUGCUGGUCCUGCCAGCGUACAGGCGGCGUCUCCUACCAGCAUGCACGCAUCAUCUCUCCCUAGUUUAACUACGGAAUUGCCCACCUCCUCCCUGUGUAAGCCGGCUACUGAACCACCUGUUGCAUCUCCUAAGUCUCCGGUCAUCUCCCCAAUUUGUGCCCAGCCCACCCCUUUGCCAGAAACGCACACCCCUAAAUCUCCGGUUUAUCCCCACCGCUCCAUUUGCCCCCUCACAGGCAACCCCCUCUCCCCCAUCUGCGCUCAGCCCUUGACCUGCCGCGAACCGUCCUCGCCUCUUUCCUCAGACUCUCCAGUAAGAACUCAGCCUAUCCCUGCGGUCACGUCAACGCCUGUGGCCAAAUCGGACGUGAGCACGCCCGAAACCUCGAAGUCCGAAGAGUCUUUAACGGAGGACACUCCGUCCAAGAAGACCGAUAUCAUUGAGGAAUUCUGGUUAAAGAGUGCCGAGAUAAGGAAGAGCCUGGGCCUGACUCCGCUGGACCGCAGUAGCAAAAUCUUAGAGAGGAGUGUGAUUAAGACUUCGAUGCAGGACCCUACUCCUGUCAAGAAACAGUCUCCAGAUAUGGCUGAGGAGCCGAAGCCUGCCUUCACUGGCCGCGCUGUCAUUCGCAGGAUUAACAUCACACUUGAAGGUCAGGUUAUUACUCCCAUUGUUCCUGUGGAGCCCAAGAGUAAUGGCUCCGAUAAGAGAGACCUCAGCAUCAGCUCGGGCUUGGGGUUGAACGGGAGCUUGGCCACGAGCCAGACAGCAAACAGUGGGAGCUACAAUACAUCGGACUCCGCCAUGCUCACCCCGCCCUCCAGUCCACCACCGCCCGUGCCUGCUAAUCAGUCUCCGGCUGUGCUCCGGCAGCAGAAACACCAGGCGUCGUGGGGCAACGGAACAGAGUCCGAACGUGCCAAAGAGCCGGCGAGGUCCAAGACUCCUGUUCCUGCACCUAGGACCCAACUGAGCCCCGUGUCUGCGCCCAAGCCCGCGCCCAGGAAAGUGUCAUCGCCGCAGGCCGAACCGACGGCGGCACCGGUGGUCGUCAUGAGGGAGAAGAAGAAGCCGCGGCCGGCGGAGGUGAGGAAGUCGUUCGUGGAGACGGUGGAGGAGAUCCCGUUCGCCGACGACGUCGAGGAGGCGUACGACGAGCGGACGCCAGACGUGAGCGUGAGCAGGUAUUACACGCCACCCAGCAGCAAGCCCAGCAGGGACAAACCGCCGCUGCAUCUGGCCCUCGCCAUGGAGAACGGUAGACCCAAUAUCCCUGUGAACUCCGCCUUAAAGAGCCAGAGGGCCACUCGGUUCUCUCCGGAGGCCAAGGAGAUCGCGGAGGAGAGGAUGAGGGCGAGGGAGAAGUCUGUGAAGAGCCAGGCUCUGAAGGACGCUAUGGCCAAGCAGUUAACUAAAAUGAAAGACUCGGAUCUCGAUAAAGGCGCCUCGCCCAAAGUCGCCUGGAGCGUCGCCCCAGAAGUUGCUGGGAAAAGUAAAAAGUCCGCAGUGUCUCCCAAGACGUCGGCCGUGAAAGCGCUGGAGUCCAAGAAGGCGGAGACUCUGCCCGAGCGUUUCUUCAGCAGCAACAAGAGCCUGGACAGCUCGGUGGCGUCGUCCGACGGCUCCUCCGCCGGCAAGAGCAAGAAACGCAGCUCCCUCUUUUCGCCGCGCAAGAAUAAAAAGGAGAAAAAGGCCAAGAACGACGGCAGCAGGCUGUCUGGCACGGACGAGACGCCGCCCAAGCACAAGUCGCUGUGGAAGGCCGUGUUCUCGGGCUACAAGAAGGACAAAAAGAAGAAGGAGGACAAGUCCUGCCCGAGCACGCCGUCCUCGAGUUCCACCACUCAGGACUCUGGGAAGAAGAAGAUGUCACCUGUUGGAAGGUCAUCAGAUUUGAAAUUGCGUCGAAACCUGAGUUUCUCCGAGGACUCGGACUUGUCCUGCGACGACGUUCUGGAGAGAUCGUCCCAGAAGUCAAAGGCAGAUCGCCACACGGACCUCUUUGACCUAGUGUCGAGCAUGCAGCAGGAAGCCGUAAAGGAGGAGAGACUUGAGAAGGAGAGGAGGAGGAGAGAGUUGAAGGAAAGAAAGAGGUUGAAAGAGAGGCUUAACGCAAUAGAGCGGGAGAAAGAUGUUGAUCGUGAGAAGGAGAAAGACGAAGAGGAGUCCGUUUAUGUCCCUCAUGCACUGGCGUUCAAGAGAUCGUACGCCACAAAGAAAACCUACACAGAGGAGGAGCUUAACGCCAAGCUGACGCGGAGGGUCCAGAAGGCAGCGCGGCGCCAGGCGAAGCAGGAGGAGCUCAAGAGGCUCCACAGAGCCCAGAUCAUCCAGAGGCAGCUGGAGCAGGUGGAGGAGAAGCAGAGGCAGCUGGAGGAGAGGGGCGUGGCCGUGGAGAAAGCUCUGAGGGGAGAAGCAGGGAUUUAUAAAGGUACAUAUACUUUACCCAAACAGCACAAAAGAAGAUCAGACUAUUGGGGAGAUUCUAAUUACAGUGAAAUCCUGGACUUGCAUCUGGGCGUUGAGCCCUUUGUGGGGAGGCCACGCCGAAGACCUUUCUCCUUCUGCCCCUGCUGUUCCCUGGAAGGCAUGGGCAAAAAGGACGACCCCAAGCUGAUGCAGGAGUGGUUCAAGCUGGUGCAGGAGAAAAACGCCCUGGUCCGCUAUGAAUCAGAGCUCAUGAUAUUCGCCAGGGAGCUGGAGCUGGAGGACCGACAGAGCCGACUGCAGCAGGAACUCAGGGAGCGCAUGGCCGUGGAAGACCACCUGAAGACCGAGCAGGAGCUGGCGCAGGAGAAGCAGAUCCUGAGCGAGAUGCUGGAGGUGGUGGAGCAGCGUGACGCCCUGGUGGCCCUGCUGGAGGAGCAGAGGCUGCGGGAGAAGGAGGAGGACAAAGACCUGGAGGCGGUCAUGCUCUCCAAGGGCUUCAGUCUGAACUGGGCUUAGCAGGGAAACCAUUGCUCAUCAGGUUCUGAGAACAGGGUCCGAUCGGGGGAAACGCCGCCGCAGGCGGCCGAACCCAAACGGUCACACCUGCAGCACUGAAUGUGUCGAAAGGUUCACAGACGCGUGCGAUUCCUCUGACGUGGAAGAAGUCUGCAACGUUUACAUGUCCUCUGCCCAACGGCGGCUGCAGUUAAUCACUCGGCGGCUUUCGCUUACGCUGCCUGUCUGCGGGCAGAGGGUACGUCCACGUCCCAGCCUUGAAGUGGGAGACGGAGACUCACUCAUUAUCUAAAAGGGAAGAAUGUGAGUUCAGUCCUGCUGAUGUAAAGAAUAGUGUUUUUUUUGUGUGUGUAAUUGUGUAGAGCGAGUCGCUUUUUUUUCAGCGGACGGAGAUGCCCUCGUUUUCUGAAAGAACUGCUGCAGAGGUGUGUUAAAUGCUGGAGUGAUGCCUCCAGGCUUAGUGUUUUUCAAUCUGACUCUAAGAAGGACAUCAUCUCUCUCUAGCGACUGACUUUUCACAUCCUUAUGAACCACAAAGACAUCACAAAAGGCUGCACUUCCUCUAUUGUUUUUUUUUUUUUACCCACAGGGUGUUUAAGUCAACACUAGGAAUCCAUUAAACAAGGCUGUGUAUUUUAUAUAUUUAUUUUUCUUAGCUUUUAACAGAACGUUUUUUUUUUUUUUUUUUUUUUUGCAUUCACAGGAGAGUGCCCAUAAUUUCACCAUCUUGCACUAUUGCGUAACUUUCACGCCCCAACAGGCCGUUGCACGUCAUGAAUUCAGGCUGCAGAUAUGACAUCCUGCAGUAUACAGUACUGUAUGUGAGCAUCAUUAAACAUGACCUCUCCCCGAGACGCCGUUGGUUCCGUUGGAAAUCGGUGCAUUUGUUUUAUGCCUUCCACUAUGGUAAAAUUGUUUAAAAAAAAAAAAAAGAAAAUGAAUCGUGGAGAGAACUGUAGUUGACCAUUCAGAUUCAUUUCUCCCACAUGUAACGGAGGUGGCAUCACUCACAUGGUGCCACAGGGAAGUCUGCGACAGAACACCGCAACAGCGGAAACACUACACAACACGUGCAUCAGUACAGGGCAGUGUUCAUAUUUCACUCUUCAACAAGAGGCCUUUUUCAUUGUCAUUCUCUGUACUUAUGUUUUAUUUUUUUGAGUUUACGUGUUUUUGAACUAGUCCCACUGGAACUCAAGGUUGUUUCUUUUUGUUUGUUUUUACAGCAGGUCCUAAAACCAACAAAUCGUUUUAGAUGGGAAGCCUAUCGGAUGCAAGGUGCUUUACAAACCUUCAUCAAACAGGAAGUCAACUCGAAAAGCCUUUUAGUCAACUGUAUAGAACAAAAUACACGAGUCCAGGUGGUCACUGCUUUACAGCAUGGAAAAUCUAGAGGUUCUAUUUAUGACUUAGAGCUGUGAAUAAAAGAACUUACAUAAUUUUAAGGGUUGUUUAAGGUGGCGUGUGUUACGUUUGACAUGAUUGUAUUGAUAUUUAUUAACAUGUGUGCAAACUGUAUAAUAUGUAAAGAAGAUGAAUCCUAAUUUUUAAACUGUUCUGUUGACACAUGAUCUGUAAUGUAAAUGCUUUAUGUAGCUAAAUGCAUAAGGACAUUGGAUGUAUGCUGAAAUGGCAAUAAAACCAUGCAGUUGCUUUUUUCAA